Molecule: messenger RNA, 2694 nt
Organism: Botrytis fragariae
Lineage: Eukaryota; Fungi; Ascomycota; Leotiomycetes; Helotiales; Sclerotiniaceae
Product: putative u3 small nucleolar rna-associated protein
Exons: 2
Coding region: 1-2694 (897 amino acids)
Biological process (GO): endonucleolytic cleavage to generate mature 5'-end of SSU-rRNA from (SSU-rRNA, 5.8S rRNA, LSU-rRNA); endonucleolytic cleavage in 5'-ETS of tricistronic rRNA transcript (SSU-rRNA, 5.8S rRNA, LSU-rRNA)
Cellular component (GO): nucleolus; small-subunit processome; 90S preribosome
Molecular function (GO): protein binding; U3 snoRNA binding
Source: RefSeq, a predicted model, not a curated record
AUGGCAACCAAGGCUCCUUACCAGACGACAUUCGAACCUGAGCAUACUAUACAGCCAAUUUACACAGGAGGAAGUGUUGCACUUGACCAAACGGGUCGCAUACUUGCCACAACACUCGGGGAGGAUGCAUUAUUGACAGAUUUGAAUACAGGGAGGGAAUUGGCCAGGAUAGAAGGAGAUGGAGAGGUCAUCUCUACAUUAAGUCUCACGCCGUCUGCUUCCCAUCUCAUCAUAUGUUCGAGAUCAUUGUCUAUGCGAAUCUACUCCCUACGACCUUCACCUGCCUCUGAUGUUUCUCUCAACUACGAACUUCUGCGAACGCUUAAACCGCAUUCUACGCCAGUAGUAGUCUUAGCUGUAGACCAGACGAGUACUCUGCUAGCAACCGGAGCUGCAGAUGGAGUAGUGAAAGUUUGGGAUAUUGCCGGAGGUUACGUCACACAUACAUUUCGAGGCCCCAAUGUACUUAUAUCCGCUUUACACUUCUUCGAAUUGGUUGCGAGCGGUAGGGAUGAGGAAUUAGGCAUUUCAGCAAGAAACCGAAAGAACGGGAGCCGAAAGAGUCAAGCAGAUGAUGACAACAAUGAGAACGAAGCAGCGAGAGGGUUCCGUCUUGCAUCUGGAAGUCAAGAUGGUAAAGUCCGUAUUUGGGAUCUUUACAAAAGGAAUUGUGCCUCUGUUUUAGAUUCACACGUGUCGGAUGUUCGAGCUUUAGAUUACUCACCAGAAGAAAAUGCGCUUCUUACCGGAAGUCGAGAUAAGACAAUAAUGUGGUGGGAUGCGAAGACGUGGAAAAUUAGAAAAGUUAUACCCGUGCUUGAGGAAGUGGAAACUGCCGGAUUUAUUGAAGCCGGAAAGUUCACAUAUACUGGAGGAUCGAAUGGAACCAUUAGAGUUUGGCAAACGGAAAAUGGUAGGGAAGUCACAAAACCACAAAAAGGUGGCGCAGAGGCAGAUGCCAUUGUAGAUGCGCUCUCAUACCAUGAUCUUCCUUUCAUUCUAUCAAUCCAAGCAGACCAUACCUUAAUCCUUCACUCAAAAGCUCCCAUGGAAAACGCGGAUUCCACUAUCACCAUUCCGGCUCUGCCCCAAGUCCAGCGAAUCUCUGGAACUCAUGACGAGAUCAUCGAUUUAGGAUUUCUUUUACCUGAUAAAUCCCUCCUUGCUUUAGCUACCAAUUCGGAGGAAAUUCGUAUCGUCUCCUUGAAUCAAGGUUCAGAAAACGACUCCAAAAAAUCGGCCGCAUAUUUUGGUGCUGAUGUCGCUCAACUCAAGGGACAUGAGGAUAUCAUCAUCUGUUUAGAUAUCGACUGGUCAGGCCACUGGAUUGCCACCGGUGCUAAAGAUAAUACUGCUAGACUUUGGCGUAUCGAUGCCGAAAACGCUUCAUAUACCUGUCAUACAACUUUUACUGGACACGCCGAAUCUCUUGGUGCUAUUGCACUUCCUCAUACCCCACCACCAGAAUCUUCACCGGCCUAUAAGUCGCCGUUGGACCAUCCACCCAGCUUUUUGUUGACCGCGGUGGAUAUUCAAGCUCAGACAGCAACUGGUAAAGCGCCAAGAGCUUCAUUAACCAAAAAAGCCCACGACAAAGAUAUCAACGCAUUAGAUAUUAACCACAACUCUGAAUUAUUUGCAUCGGCAUCUCAAGACAAAACCGUCAAAAUUUGGUCAACCAAAGAAUUAGAAGUACAAGGUGUAUUACGUGGUCAUCGUCGUGGUGUUUGGUCUGUAAAGUUCGCGCCAAAAGAUACCCCAACUCUUCAAGGAGAUUCCGGUCCAGCUUCAGGAAAGGGUUUAAUUCUUACUGGAAGUGGAGACAAAACUGUCAAGAUAUGGAAUCUUUCCGACUACAGCUGCUUACGAACAUUUGAAGGGCAUACUAAUUCUGUUCUCAAAGUGGCAUGGUUGAAAUUACCAGCACCAGAAGAUAGAAAUAGGAAACACGUUCAAAUAGCCACAGCUGGUGGAGAUGGUCUUGUCAAGGUCUGGAGUGCAACAAACGGAGAGUCAGAAUGCACAUUAGAUAAUCACGAAGAUAGAGUUUGGGCCCUCACUGUCCACCCUAAAACAAACAUGAUAGUAUCAGGAAGUGGAGAUUCCACUGUCACCUUCUGGAAGGACACAACCUCAGCAACAAUAGCUGCUAGGGAAGCGGCCAACACUCAAUUCGUGGAGCAAGAGCAGGAGUUACAAAACUUCAUACAUGCUGGUAGCUACAGAGAAGCUAUUAUUCUUGCACUUACACUCAAUCAUCCCGCAAGAUUACUUUCCAUAUUCACAACCGUUGUUACCGGUGCUCACGAAGAAGGAAGUAUCUCAGGUCUCAAAGCUGUUGAUACCGUCCUAGCCUCCUUGACAGAUGCUCAAAUCUUCAACCUACUUCUCAGAGUCCGUGAUUGGAAUACUAACGCUAGAACAGCGUCUGUAGCACAAAGAAUCCUACAUGUUCUCGUCAAAAGUUAUCCCGCUUCUCGCUUAUCGAAUCUUAAGAUUAAGGGGGCACAGGGACAGAAGAGUUUGAAGGAGGUAAUUGAUGCUUUGAAAGUUUAUACGGAUAGACAUUACAAGAGAAUGGAAGAAUUGCUUGACGAGAGUUAUCUUUUAGAAUACACACUGCGGGAGAUGGAUGGUCUUGGAUUUAUUGAGAAUGGAGCCAUGGAUGGUGCUGGGGAUACAAUUAUGGUGUAA